AAGUUUGAGGAAUGUUUCAGAGUACAUGAGGAAAACAUGAGCAUAUACAAUAUCUUGCUCCUAGUUGUAGCACGCUCCAUGCUGUGUUCUGCAGAAGGGAAUUUAUGUGACCUUCCCAAUGUAGAGAAUGGAAAAAUUGCUCAGUACUUGUACAUAUUCAAAAAAAUUUAUUUUCCAAUGGAAGUAAACAAGAAAUUAUCUGUAUCUUGUUCAGCUGGAUACACAUUUAAGUCUGGUAGGCAAGAAGGCGAGAUCACAUGUACAUCAGAAGGAUGGGAACCUCCUACAAUAUGUUUCAAAAAAUGUAUAAAACCAUCUUUGGUAAAUGGAUUUCUGCUUAAUGCAAAGGAGUCAUACAAAACAUUGGAGAUGACUCAGUACAGCUGCCUUGAAGGUUACACUACCACAACUGGGGAUACAAUUGAGCAGAUUCAGUGUUCAUCUGGAGAGUGGUCUCCUCCACCAGGAUGCCAUAACAGAUCUGACAGAUGUGAAGUUCCUCCACUUGAUAAUGGAUAUUACAUGAUAACGAAAACCCAUUUCCGUAUUAAGGAGAAUGUACAAUACCAAUGUAAUGAGGGUUAUUAUACUGCCAGAGGAAGCACUGCUGAAUGGGUCGAAUGCCUCCAUAGGGGCUGGUCUUCUCUCCCAGGCUGCACAAAAUCCACAUGUGGAAAGUUGGAACCUGUGGAAAAUGGUGGAUUCUAUCCAAUUAAAGCAUCAUACAUGGACAUGGAUGUAGUGCAGUUUUUCUGCAAAGAAAAUUACUCUCUCAAAGGCUCCGAAUUAAUUCAGUGCUAUUCAUUUGGAUGGGACCCUGAGCAACCCACCUGUGAAGAAAGAAGAAAUAAGUGCCCUCCGCCACCCAGAGUGGCCCACAGUAUCCUGCUAAUGAAUGCGUCCCAACAUCGCAUUGGAGACACAGUACAUUAUGAAUGUGAUGACAACUACAAGUUGAUUGGCUCCGAACAAAUUCACUGCGAAAAUGGUCACUGGACAACUCCCCCCAGUUGUGUAGAACUAAAAGAAAAGAUAAAAUGUGAUAACCCCCCACAAGUGGAUAAUGGAGAAACAGUUAUGACUCUGGAGGUUUAUCAAAGUGGUGACACUGUUCAUUACAGGUGUGCUGAAGGAUAUGAAAUACAGGGAUCAAAUAAAAUCAUCUGCAAAAAGGGUAAAUGGACAGAGACUCCUAAAUGCAGUGCUCUUUCGGUUAGCGUUGAGCACUGUGGAACACCACCAGUAAUAAGUCAUGCUGAGCUUAUUGAUGCCCCAUUGCCCAGAUAUAUUAGUGGCUCCUCCGUGAACUACAGAUGUCACAGUUACCAUUUAAUGGAGGGAUCACAAACUGUACACUGUAUCCGUGGGAUGUGGUCUGAUCAGCCUAAAUGUUUACAACCUUGCACUCUGAUUACAGCCCAGAUGAAAGAAAAUAAUCUGGAGCACAGUUAUGACACAAACUCAACAUUUUUACAUGGUGAUAUGAUGGAAUUUAAAUGCAUGGAUGGGUUUGACAUGUUGGCAGACUCUGAAUUGAAAGGACUGUGUCAAAAUGGCCAAAUUCUAUAUCCUACCUGCAGAAAGAAAGAUACGGUGAAGAUUUGUGGAAAUCCUCCUGUUGUAAAGCACAGUGUACUCACUGACUCCCAGCAAACCUAUGUGCCUGGCUCCUUUGUUGUUUACCAGUGUCCAGAACAUCACUACCUGAAUGGCCACAGUACAAUACACUGUGUGAAUGGACAAUGGGAAUCUCCACCAACAUGUAUAGAACCCUGCGUUUUAUCCAAAGAAGAGAUGGACAGAAGCCAAGUGCGCCUGAAAUGGAGUUUAGACAGUGAAUACUUUUUACAUGGAGAGUUUCUUGAUUUCCUAUGUAAGCCAGGAUAUGAGAAUCGUGAGUUUACUGCAAAGUUUUCUCUUAGGAGUCAGUGUAGAAAUGGGCAGCUUAGCUAUCCAAAAUGCAUGCAAAGGAACAGAUAAAUGUACAUCCCCUAUACAUGCAUGUUUGGAAAAUGCAAUAGCUGUAAUGUACUGUUAAUCAAGAUAGUUAUCAUUGGUUUGUAACUUUAGCCCCAAAUUAAUUCUGACAGAACAUUAUCCACAGUAUUUACAAUGCACAUGCAUAUAAAACAGUAAAACAUUGAAUAUCGAUGUGAAACUGAAAAACCUUUAUGAUCAACAUUUAUGCUUUGGUUAUCUCUAGUUAAUAAGGUUAUCUUUACAUAAGCCUACUGGUUCAAUAAGAAAGUUUUUCCUAUUGCAUCAUUGUUUUACUACAGUAAUAGAAUAUAAAUCAAAUUUUUUAAGUCCCAAAACCCCACCAAAUGGACCACAUGACAAGAACAAUACUCUGUAAUUUAAGCUCAUAGGCAAUGCAAAUAUAUGUAAAGUUUAUAUAUACAUCAUA
Pseudophryne corroboree (corroboree frog) is the source of this 2407-nucleotide messenger RNA. Its product is annotated as coagulation factor XIII B chain-like. The record is from RefSeq and is a predicted model, not a curated record. NCBI's taxonomy places the organism in Eukaryota, Metazoa, Chordata, Amphibia, Anura, Myobatrachidae. The transcript has 11 exons. The coding region runs from base 37 to 1980 and encodes 647 amino acids.